Messenger RNA from Monodelphis domestica (gray short-tailed opossum), 1625 nucleotides. RefSeq lists its product as uncharacterized. The record is from RefSeq and is a predicted model, not a curated record. NCBI's taxonomy places the organism in Eukaryota, Metazoa, Chordata, Mammalia, Didelphimorphia, Didelphidae. Gene Ontology annotation, cellular component: nucleoplasm. Gene Ontology annotation, molecular function: DNA-binding transcription repressor activity, RNA polymerase II-specific; RNA polymerase II cis-regulatory region sequence-specific DNA binding. Gene Ontology annotation, biological process: regulation of cytokine production; negative regulation of transcription by RNA polymerase II; regulation of immune system process.
CAUCUAAUAUUAAACACCAAAAAAUGCAUCCUGAGGGAAAAUCUAGUGAAAAUAAUCAGUGUGAAAGGACUUUUAUGCAUGGAGCCAGCCUUUCUCAACAUCAGAGAAUCCACACUGGUGAGGAACCUUAUGAAUACAAGCAAUGUGGGAAAUCAUUUAUUGUGAGCUCCAGUCUUGCUAGGCAUUGGGGAAUCCACUGUGAGGAGAAACCUUAUGAAUGCAAUCAAUGUGGGAAGACCUUCAAUCAGAGGUUCCAUCUUGCUGUACAUUGGAGAAUCCACGCUGGGGGAAAAUCUUGUGAAUACAAGCAAUGUGGAAAGGUAUUCAAUAUAAGCUCCCAUCUUGCUCAACAUCAGAGUAUCCACACUGUGGAGAAACCUUAUAAAUGUAAGCAAUGUGGAAAGACAUUCAGUCAGAGCUCCAGUCUUGUGAAACAUCAGAGAAUCCACACUGGGGAGAAACCUCAUAAAUGUAAGCAAUGUGGAAAGACAUUCAAUAGUAGGUCCAAUCUUGCUCAACAUCAGAGAAUCCACACUGGGGAGAAACCUUAUAAAUGUAAGCAAUGUGGAAAGACAUUCAGUCAGAAUUCCAGUCUUGUGGAACAUCAGAGAGUCCACACUGGGGAGAAACCUCAUAAAUGUAAGCAUUGUGGAAAGACAUUCAAUAGUAGGUCCAAUCUUGCUCAACAUCAGAGAAUCCACACUGGGGAGAAACCUUAUAAAUGUAUGCAAUGUGGAAAGACAUUCAGUCUGAACUCCAGUCUUGCUCAACAUCAGAGAGUCCACACUGGGGAGAAACCUCAUAAAUGUAAGCAAUGUGGAAAGACAUUCAAUAGCAGGUCCAAUCUUGCUCAACAUCAGAGAAUCCACACUGGGGAGAAACCUUAUAAAUGUAAGCAAUGUGGAAAGACAUUCAGUCACAGCUCCAGUCUUGUGUUACAUCAGAGAAUCUACACUGGGGAGAAACCUUAUAAAUGUAAGCAAUGUGGAAAGACAUUCACUCAGAGCUGUAGUCUUGUGAAACAUCAGAGAAUCCAUGCUGGGGAGAGACCUUAUCAAUGCAAGGAAUGUGGAAAAGCAUUCACUCUGAGAUCCAGUCUUGUUCAGCAUCAGAGAAUCCACACUGGGGAGAAACCUUAUGAAUGCAAGCAUUGUGGAAAGACAUUUAGUCGGAGGUCAAAUCUUGCUGAACAUCAGAGUAUCCACACUGGGGAGAAACCUCAUGAAUGCAAGCAAUGUGGAAAGACAUUUCGUAAGAGCUCCAAUCUUGUGAAGCAUCAGAGAAUCCACACCGGGGACAAACCUUAAGAAUGCAAGCAAAGUGGAAAGAUAUUGUCAUAGUUUCUACCUUGUUAGACAUCAGAAAACCCACACUGUGGAGAAAAGUCAUAAAUAAAACCAAUGUGAAAAGAAAUUCAGUUGGACCUUCCGUCUUGCUGUACAUCAGAAAACCUAUACUAGUGAGAACCUGGAGAAUCAAAGCUUUGUGGAAGGAUGUUCCUAUACAGUGCCAGUCUUGUUAUUGCGUAAGGAAAUUUCCUCUCUUCACCUUUCUAGGGCAGCAUUGUGUAAUUACAAAUCUGUAACCCUAAAAUCGUAUUAUUAGUACCCUAUUCUCAUCCUGUU